AGAAGAAUGACAUACUUUCAGUGACACCAUGGUCUGAGUGUGAAGCAUCCUGUUGUGAGGGAGUCCUUAAUGAGUCUACACAGACUGAUACAGCCCCUGUUAAGGAUUUGUGUUGCGGUCCAAAUGGGGAAAAAGUCAUAUUACCCAGGCAUUCCCCCGCUCACCAGUGCUAUGGACGGCACCAGUACAACAUAAAUACUGAAUCGUGCAAUCAUAUUAAUGGCUACGCUGACAAUAAAGGCCCACACCACCACCAAGAUGUCCACCAACCAGAGAGCAAACAACAAAAUAAAUGCCAUCCAGAGAAUCACUGUUGUGGAAAUCAAGUCUACAAUGCUUCAACACAAAUUUGCUGCAAUGGAUACAGCCACAGAAAACGGGACAAUAUCCAGUGCUGUGGGACAGAAGCUUAUGAUGUUAAGAGUCCUAACUUGAAAUGUUGCAUGGGAUCACUCUAUAACGUGACAUCAAAACCUGCUUUAUGCUGUGGGUCCAGACUGCAAAAGAAAGAGGAAACAUGUUGCAUUAGUGAGAGUAGACAGCUGCUGUACUCUGCAAAGAAAGGACUGCAGUGCUGUGGUCAUCUCUACUACAACAGGUCUUUAUGGUCCUGCUGCUUGGGGAAACUGUCACCUUGGCAACCAAACCAAACCAGCAGCAAAAGGCAGACUAAAGGUUCCCCACUUUUGUCCAUAAUGAACCAAGAGAAACAGAAACUUUGCAACAAGGUCAACCUUGGAAAAGUGGAGAGUGUUUCGGUGCACAGCAUUGUGUUUAGCAAUGUGUUGAAGGUCUAUCCCAAAGGAGGACUUGUUUAUUUUGAAGCCCGAGGUGUCAUGAGCUCAAAGGAUCCUGGGAAGUGCAUUUUGCCUGAACUCACAACUGGCAAAGUGUAUUUCUUUAGUAGAACUAAAGUUUUUGUCAACUUGGAUCACAAGACUGUUUUUGAGGCUCUUUAUUUUAUUAUAUCCACAUGUCAACAAUAGACAACGCCAACUCAGGUGACCAAGAUGUGAAAAUAUAUUUUGAUUGCAUCUAUGACCUGAAGCUAAGAACCACAUUAAGCUAACAGCAUGGAGAUACACUCGGUUUUAUUUUACAGUUAAGAAAUGUUCUCAUGUCACAUAUGCUAAACUCAGCUAUAUAUUACAUACCCUUUGCACCUUGUGAUUGUUGACAGACAUUUAGCUAAUGAGCCCAAUGUCACAGCUGAUUGUAUUGACAAAGUUUAUAAUUUUAUCAAUAAAACUUGAAAGAAUU
Periophthalmus magnuspinnatus is the source of this 1260-nucleotide messenger RNA. RefSeq lists its product as uncharacterized. The coding region runs from base 444 to 986 and encodes 180 amino acids. The record is from RefSeq and is a predicted model, not a curated record. NCBI's taxonomy places the organism in Eukaryota, Metazoa, Chordata, Actinopteri, Gobiiformes, Gobiidae. The transcript has 9 exons.